GUAGGGGUAGACGAAGAGAGAGGUGCGUCGAGAUACCGAACAUACGCGAGUCGGUGAGCAUUCGGAGCAGCGAGAGAUCGUGUCAGCGCGCGAGGAAGACGGAGGAUAGCUGGUAGUGGGUACGAUAGGGGUUGAAUCGAGGGGUGCUGUGGGGAUGAAGCAGGAGAUGCAGGCGUGAGAGAUCGUGUGACAGGGGAGAAUCCGGACAGAGAACCAUUUGAAGAGAAAAAGAGACGGAAACGACGAGGAAGACCGGGAAAAGUGGGGAGCAAGCGUGGGUGCGAAGAGGACACAGGCAUCAGGGAACGGAGGGAUGAAACGGGAAUCGUGGCAGGAGACGUCGAGGGAGAUAACACGAGCGGCGGGGGAGAGCUGAAGAGAGAAGGAGCGGGAUGGAGGGGAGUAAGAGCGAGCGAGCCAGGGAGAGGCGCAGUCAGACAGUCAGGCAGGCCGCCCGGCAAGCAAGGAAGGCAGGCAGGCAGGCUAGCAGGCAGCCAGCCAGUGCACCAGCCAAGACCACUAGAUCCGCUCGGCUUACCGACUUAGAGACUUAAGCCGGCAGGCAGUCCGAAAGGCUCAACCGGCUAAGCCUGGCGGACCCACCUACUACCGACGCGCGGCCACUACACGUUCCAUCUACUACGAAAACCGACUAUACUACCGCGACCUGCGGCACCCACCGACGCUUUUCUUACGUUUCCUCUGUCUAUCCCUCUUUCUCUCGCAUCCCGCGGCCGUACGUCGUUCCUUGACGCGUGCCGUCAAGGUAAGAAGAGCGGAGCGCGGACGCCCGCGCCACGACCACCUCAUCGACGUCGGUUGAUCGCGAUGCCGCCCCGGCCCUCGUGGUGACUCUCGACCCCGGUACACCCUUCGCCGCAAGGUGAACUGCGUGCGACGGGAAAUCAUCCCUGGUGUCGAUAGAUCGCGCGAUCGUACGAGUGACCAGUCCUCCCGCACGGGGCUGUCGGCCAUUCCCGGUGUCGCGGUAUACACGGUGGUGAUCUUCGAGGAUGUACGCGUGAGUUGUGAUCGGCUACGAUACAAACCAAGUGCAGUGCAAAGGAAUUUGUCGACGAGAAACGUUUCGGGGGACGAGGAACAACGAAGAAUCAAAGUGUCUCGUGGUUCUCAAGAGGUGGAUCGACGGACCGAUAUCAGACUCGAGGAUUUUCGACUCGAAUCGAGUUCCUUUUGGAGAAUACUCGAGGAAUCCCAGUGAGAAGCGUACGUGUGAGCAAGAACCGUAGUGCUGCCUAUUGCGACCACAGUGCCGUUUAACCUACUUUCCAUCGUGGGUGCUUCUAAAUCUCCCACUAUUCGCCUAGCGUCUCUUAAUCCUUACGUAACUGGUCGUCGGUCGUCGUCGAUCCGCGGUUACCCGAUUGUUUAUCAGUCGCUUGUACCCGAGUGGCGAAGCGCGUGUCUACGCGGGUUCCUACGACGCCGAGUUUCGCGGUGAGGUCGUUACCACGCUCGAAACCGAUCCAUGGAAACAAUCUUCGCGAUCCACCGACUUGUCCGCCUCGAACGGGUGCACAGGUGUCGCGGGACGUCGCUUAGCGACGGUACGCGUUGGAUCAUCGUGCUCGGACUCUGACGAGAUCUUCGCUGCGGUUAGGCGCUUUCCUGGCCGAUUGGACCUAUGACGAAGACCACUGGACCAAAGCGAACAGGUUUACUUGGAAGGGAAUCGCCGAUAUCGUUGGCGAAACGAGAAGAUCGACGUCGUUCGUCGAAUUCGCUCGAGGGAGCGAAUGCUUAAUCGUAGACGGUGGCAAUCCAACUUCUCCCGACGGCCGUCGCUAGUGGUAUCGCCGUUCGAUCAGGAGGGACUUGUUGUGAUUAGGUGCGCGACGAGCGGAUGCGUCCCUGAAACGAGACCCGAAAGGACGUCUCGUUGGACGGGAUAUCGCGUGUAAUUAGGCCUCUCGUGGGCCCGUGGUUGAUCCUGCGUCGCGUUGUACAGAACAGUCAACACGACGUUAACCUUCUAUAGUAUGGAGCGGGGCGGCGGGGGCGGGGGGAGCCUCGAACUCGCCGGGGGCGGAGGCGGUGGUGGCAACGCGGAUUUGUUGCUUCAGGAUCUCGUUACGGGAUCGACAACCGGUCUAUCGGUCCAGCAUCAUCAGCACACGGCUGCCACGGCCUCCAUGUCUGGCCUCCACGGUGACCACCUUCAAGGAACGAUGCACCAUCACGAUAUUCACGGGAACUCGCACCACGACGCCUCCAUGCUGCACAACUCCAGUCAUCAGCUUCACCACGAACCCUUGGAGAAACUUAAACUAUGGGCGCAGGGCGACUUCAGAGACGAGACGAACGGGGGCUUGGCGAGGCUCGAUUCGACGGGUCACGGAGCACACACCCCCGGUGGAAGCAACCCCAGUACACCAGGUGCGACACCCACGACACCCUCUGGUGGAUUCUCUACGGCGCAGCCCAGGUCCCGCACGAACACCACGCACAGGCCAGACAUCCGAAAAGGUGUUCGGACACCGACAGAAGUGAAACACGAAUUGGGAGCCGGCGGAGGGGUGGUUUCGCCCGCUGGUGUGGUCGGGGUAAACGACGCGGACGAUAAGGACGGGAAGAAGAACAAACGCCAGAGGCGGCAGAGGACACAUUUCACGUCGCAACAGCUUCAGGAGCUGGAGGCUUUGUUCACGAGAAAUCGGUAUCCGGACAUGUCGACCAGGGAAGAGAUAGGGCUGUGGACGAAUCUUCCAGAACCUCGAGUCAGGGUAUGGUUCAAAAACAGAAGAGCGAAAUGGCGGAAGAAAGAGCGGAACGCGAUAAACGCGGCAGCGGCAGCGGCGGCGGACUACAAGACGGGCUUCAGCACGGCCAGCUUGAACGGUUUCAUCAGCCAACCAUUCGCCGACCCUGACGCGCUUUACAGUUCGUACAGCGCGUACAACAACUGGACGGCCAAGGUCCCGUCUCCCCUCGGCAGCAAGAGCUUUCCCUGGGUGAAUCCUCUAGGGUCCGUGGUGCCUACAGCGUCGCACCACCACCAUCACACCCAGGUGAACCCCGUGAACUGCUUCAACGCGGCGGCGACGUCCGUCGCUGGUAGCCACAUGGGCGGGAUGUCGGUUUCCGUAGGCCAGGCAGCCACAUCCAUGUUACCAGGGAUGGGAUCUGGCCUAGGUGUAGCUGGUUCACCAGUGGCAGCGUCCGGAGCAGCGUGUCCUUACGCGACACCUGCUGCUCCUCAUCACCCUUACGGACCUCCAGUCUACACUCCGCACCAUAGAACAGCCGCAGCCCCGGAGAUGACGUCGAGUAGCAUCGCCUCGCUACGGUUGAAGGCCAGGCAGCACAGCAGUGGGUACAGCGGCCUCAGCGGCAGUUCGUUCAGCAUAGAGAGUACGCCUGUCUCAGCAUCUGGGAGUCCAGUUAGUUCCAGAGCGUCGUCCGUGGGAGGAGGUGGAGGACUAAGCGCGUGUCAGUACGCUCUGACGACGACUGGCGAAGCGAAUCCGCAUUCGCCUGGAAGCGCAGAGGCCCACGUGAACGCCACCGCCAGGGCUCAAGUCUGAGGUGAAGCGGGGGCUACGUCUAGCCCCCAUCACCACACCGUGACCGGGAAUUCUGGAAGCUCAUUGGCCGGCUCUGGUAGUUCGCUGGGCGGCGACAGCCAGGUGGUGCCCGUCGGAUCCGCGCCAGGUGUGUCUGCCAAUCAGCAAAACGACAAUCAGCUGAGAUCGCAAGAGUGACCCAGGCCUCGGUCCGCCGCCUCGCCGACCUUGUCCUCGAGCCCUUCGUCGACCACCUCC
Messenger RNA from Hylaeus anthracinus, 3782 nucleotides. RefSeq names its product pituitary homeobox x (gene Ptx1). The transcript is spliced from 4 exons. Lineage: Eukaryota; Metazoa; Arthropoda; Insecta; Hymenoptera; Colletidae. Gene Ontology annotation, molecular function: DNA-binding transcription factor activity, RNA polymerase II-specific; RNA polymerase II cis-regulatory region sequence-specific DNA binding. Bases 2001 to 3545 code for a protein of 514 amino acids. The record is from RefSeq and is a predicted model, not a curated record. Gene Ontology annotation, cellular component: nucleus. Gene Ontology annotation, biological process: regulation of transcription by RNA polymerase II; anatomical structure morphogenesis.